Molecule: messenger RNA, 3090 nt
Organism: Puntigrus tetrazona (Sumatra barb)
Lineage: Eukaryota; Metazoa; Chordata; Actinopteri; Cypriniformes; Cyprinidae
Gene: srms
Product: src-related kinase lacking C-terminal regulatory tyrosine and N-terminal myristylation sites
Exons: 8
Coding region: 893-2374 (493 amino acids)
Biological process (GO): cell surface receptor protein tyrosine kinase signaling pathway; protein phosphorylation; innate immune response
Cellular component (GO): extrinsic component of cytoplasmic side of plasma membrane
Molecular function (GO): signaling receptor binding; non-membrane spanning protein tyrosine kinase activity; ATP binding
Source: RefSeq, a predicted model, not a curated record
CCGAAGGCCGUCGGACGUUGGUGAAAAUGAUCAAAAAUGGCGGUCAACAUUUUAAAAAACCGCUGGCGGGGAAAGAGUUACAGAGAUGAACUGUCCCAAAUAAUAUUAAACUAAUACAAACGAGGUGUGACGUCACCGCCCACGUACAGGCCCCCGAUAUUUGCGGCGCACCGCCGGUUUAGUACCAAAUUAACAAAGGCGUUUUAAACAAGGCUAAACGUAAACGGGAAUAAUAAACGUGUGUGUGUGUGCGCGUCAAAAACUAAGAGGCCAUAAUAGUAUUUUUCUUCUACAUGAUAUAUGCACGCAAACGCGCGUACACGAAUCGCAAUAAACGCAAACCUUAUAGUAAAUUUAUGAUGAGAGGCGAGUCUAAAAAUAAACAAAUAAUGGUUUCCAGCUCCGAGCGCGCGCUUGCCUAGUGAACAGACGCUCGCGCUACAGGAGACGGGGCUCGCGCGCAGCCAAGUUCACACACUGAGAAGCGUUUUGCUCCGGAGCGGAUAGAGGCACCGAAUGCUGCGGCGCACUGCACCGGUCAUUAUGAGAGAAGAGGGGCGUCGUGGACGAGUAGAGCCCAGUUCUUCAAGGUACUUCUGCGGCAGCAUCCUCUCCUCGUCUUAACGUCUCACUGAACUACCCAACAUGUCUUUUCCGCAUACCUCUGUGAUCCAUCCCGAAACAGAACCGGUUUCACCUGAUCCUCCGCUAUGAUCGCGGCCAGCGCGUUUGCUCAACAAAAGGGAUCCCGGUAUAGAAUCGCUACGGAAGGUCCGUCACCGUCGGUGAGGGACCCACGCACCUCUUUUAUUUUCAAUUUCAACCGUUUCGCUUGGUGGACGGCUGCCAAAUAUUCUGGCUACCCUGGAGUCCGUAGAAAGCGAGGGCCGGGAUGGAGAAGUGUUGUCGCAGCUGUAUGCCUUGUCUGAAGGCGCUGUGGGACUGCAUAUGGCCCGAGUUUUACUAUCCGAGCAUGGCUCGACCGGCCGAGAUCCGCACGAUUUCGGGUGAUAUCCGGGUCCCGGCUCCGAAGAGGAAACCGGCGCAGCUGUACGCGGCGCUCUUCGACUUCGAAGCCCGCAGCGAGGAAGAGCUGACGGUGAGAGAAGGGGACAAGCUGUCUGUCAUAGAAAAGAGGGGAGAUUAUGUGCUUGCCAAGAAGCUGACGGGGUCCCUGGAGUCCGGAUUGGUCCCUGCUAAUUAUGUGGCCCUAGUACAGGAUGAAUUCGCUAACUACAGAUGGUAUUAUGGGAAUAUAAACAGACAAAAGGCCGAGAAGCUGCUCCUGAGCUCACAGAACAAAACUGGCUCCUUCCUGGUGAGGAUCAGUGAGAGCCACAGCGAUGAAUAUACUAUCUCAGCCAGAAGUGAAAAUAGCGUCUUCCAUUUCCGUAUUCAUCGCUCACCGAUUGGUGCUUACUUUGUAUCUGACAAGAUCUCUUUUGGCACACUGGAUGAACUCAUCAGAUACUACCAGCAAAACUCCAGAAGUCUGGGAUGCCCCUUAGACCAGCCAUGUGAACAGCAAAGAGAGUUGUUUGACAUGGAGCCGUGGGAGCGGCCGAGGGAGGAGUUUCAGCUACUCAAGAAGCUGGGGGAGGGCCAUUUUGGGGAAGUCUGGGAAGCUGUCUGGAUCACAAAGAAACAAAAAGUGGCCAUCAAGAUGCUCAAACAAGAGGACACAAAAUUGGAUGAGUUUGUGAAGGAGGUCCAUGCACUGAAGAACCUGCACCAUCCCAAACUGAUCGAGCUGCUGGCUCUGUGCACUCGAGGGGAGCCGGUCUACAUUGUCACUGAGCUCAUGACUAAAGGAAGUCUCAAAUCAUAUCUUGCUUCGCCGGAGGGUCAGGUGUUGACCUCUGCUCACCUGAUCUACAUGGCUGGUCAGAUAGCAGAAGGAAUGGCGUACCUGGAAGAUCGACACAUUGUCCACAGGGACCUUGCCGCUCGAAACAUCCUGGUCGGAGAAGACCUGGUGUGUAAAGUGGCUGAUUUUGGUUUGGCUCGCAUCAUUAAGGAUAGUGUGUAUACUGCUAGUAGAAGCACUAAGAUUCCUGUGCGGUGGACGGCUCCAGAAGCUGCUCUCUAUCAGCGUUUCUCCGUCAAAUCUGACGUCUGGUCCUUUGGAGUGCUGCUGUAUGAGAUGAUGUCACGAGGAAAGAUGCCAUAUGAUGGGAAGAAUAAUAAGGAGGUGUUGGAGAUCCUGUCCUCGGGUUACAGGUUACCGUGUCCGAAUCGCUGCCCCCCAAACAUCUACCGCAUUAUGCUGGAAUGCUGGCACGGGGAGGCCUCCAAACGACCCUCGUUUCAUGCCCUUCACAGUCAGAUGGAAAAUAUCUACUCCAGGAUCUACUUCAAGACCAUCGAGGUGUAGAAGACUAGACCGAAACAGAAGAUUUUGUGGGAGGACGAAGAAAAGAUUUGCAUGGACAAAAGUGCACAGACUCUCUUUGUGAUUGCUUAUAUUAACGAAGUUAUGUGCAAUAAUUAAUGCUUGUUUAAGGAUUUUAAAGACAGGAUCAGAGAUUCAUCGACGGUUGAGAAGAGAAACACGCGUCUCCUUAAUCUGACAGGGCCAGAUUAAUUGUAGCUAGUUAUAGCGAAUCUCGAUCAUGAUUGGAUCAAGACGCCGAGCACUGUUAUUUACCGUCAUGAUAACAAUAAUAGUCUUUUAGACUGCACUUAGUGUAUUUUGCGUGCUAGAGUUGAUCCGGCCCGUUCAGUUUCUGUAGUUAAUAGGUACAGGAGAUUAUUUGAUCUGAUGUUUUCAGGUCAGAGUUUAUGUUUACAAAAGAUUCACCUGCCGAGGACAGGUGUUGAGAAGGUGAAAACUAUGGCCAUUUUAAGUUCAAACUGUCGAGUGUCUUGUGCCUAUGUGAAGGCAGGCUGCACAAAUAACCGUACCAGGUACACGAUCUUGAAAUCAACACUGUGGUUAACACAGGAGCCAUACGACAAAACUACCUGGGUAGGUGUCCUCAUGAUCGGUUUCGUAGAAAUCACAUCCAUGUCAGAAGUCAAUUGUCUUCCAAUGAAUUAUACAAGAUGAAUUCCUAAGACAACUCUUGUGAAUAAAAUAUUUUUUCAGUA